Messenger RNA from Parnassius apollo (apollo), 345 nucleotides. The record is from the annotation of a GenBank genome assembly. NCBI's taxonomy places the organism in Eukaryota, Metazoa, Arthropoda, Insecta, Lepidoptera, Papilionidae.
AUGGCUGUGGUCCUCGGUCGGCCCGAGCACUACACCGACCGCUACGACAACGUCGACUUAGACGACAUCUUCAGCAACCGUCGCCUGCUGGUGUCCUACAUUAAGUGCAUCCUUGACGAGGGCAAGUGUACAGCUGAUGGGAACGAACUCAAAUCACACAUUAAAGAGGCUCUCGAGAACAAAUGUGAAAAAUGCACAGACGCGCAGAAAUCUGGUACAAAACGUGUCAUUGGUCAUUUGAUCAACAACGAGAAAGAUUAUUGGAACCAGCUCACCGCUAAAUACGACCCAGACCGCAAAUACGUGGUCAUAUAUGAGAGCGAAUUACGCAAGAUUGCUGCAUAA